AUGACGAUGACGACGCCAUUUGAAAAUCCAAUGAAAAAGGCAAAGGUAGAACAUGAGAUUCCAAGUCCUGCGAAUGAUUUCCUGAAUCAAACCGAUAUUUGGGUCAAGAACAUCCUCCCAUUUGUUGGCGGCAUGGGGCAAUUUGUCUUUUUGGCACCCGUCAGCCACAAGAUGAAAGAUCUCUACGCAGCAUACUGCAACACUCUGAAGAAUCCUCCAAAGGUCAAAGAGGAGAAUGGCAAACUACGACCAGCGACUCCUACUGACACAAUCUUCUGUGAAACUUUCUCCUGUGUACCUCGUGCCGAUUAUUGGUUUACCUACCAACAUACUGGCACAGGAGGUCAAAUUGCUCACAGGCUUGUUUGCACUGCAGUUGCCAAAGUGGGUAAUAUCCAAGUGCUUCAAUGGGCCCAGGAAAGGGGCUACCCAUGGAAUAUAGAAGUGUCCUGUGUGGCUGCAAAAUAUGGCCAUCUCCGAGUCCUAGAAUAUGCUGUCAAAAAGGGCUAUCCAUUGGGAGCAGCAUGUGCUUGCUUGGCAGCAGAAAAUGGCCAUGUGAACAUCAUCAAGUAUGCCCGUGAAAAUGGAUGUCCAUGGGGUAGCAUCAAUGCAUGUAAAAUGGCAGCUUGGUUUGGCCAAUUGGAUGUCCUCAAAUAUGCUCAUGAAAUCGGCUGCCACUGGGAUGUCUGGACCUGCAUAAAGGCUGCUGAGAGGGGGCAUUUGGGAUGCAUCAAAUAUGCUCAUGAGAAUGGCUGUCCAUGGAACAUUUGGACAAGCCACAGCGCUGCAGCAAAUGGCCAUUUACAAAUCUUGAGAUAUGCCCAUGCAAAUGGUUGUCCAUGGGACAGAAGCACAUCCCUCUAUGCAGCCGGGAAUGGUCACACACCAUGCCUCAAAUUCUUACAUGAAAACGGCUGUCCAUUGCAUGAAAGAAUAUGCAGGGUUGCUGCAUCCAAUGGCCAUCUACAAGUGCUGAAAUAUGCCCAUGAAAAUGAUUGCCCAUGGGACGCAAGAACCUGCAGCUCUGCUGCUUCUGGUGGACAUCUGGAAGUCCUGAAAUAUGCGCAUGAGAAUGGCUGUCCAUGGGAUGAUUUGGCAUGUCGGUGUGCUGCUGAUGUUGGUAACUUGGAAAUCCUGAAGUAUUUACAUGAAAAUGGUUGUCUAUGGGAUGAGCGCACCUGUACCCUUGCUGCAAGCAGUGGUCACUUGGAGAUUCUAAAGUAUGCCCAUGAGAAUGGAUGUCCAUGGAACAAAUGGACAUGCAGCAGAGCAGCUGCAAGAGGCCAUUCCUGCAUCUUGAAAUAUGCCCACAAAAAUGGAUGUCCGUGGGACGAAGAUACUUGCACUGAGGCUGCUGGAAAUGGACAAGUUGAAAGUCUGAAGUAUGCACAUGAAAGUGGCUGUCCGUGGUAUGAAGAAACCUGCUACCGUGCUGCCAGUGGUGGCCAUCUGGAGGCGCUCAAAUACGCUCACGAGCAUGGAUGCCCAUUUAACCAAGCUCUUCUGCUGCGACAUGCAGCUUCGCAAUGUCACGUACGGGUGUGGAUUCAAAGAAUGGAAGGGAUCCUGCCAGAUCGUACAGACUAUUUGGUUCGCCCAAAUCUGGAUGGGCCAAGGCAGGGACGCCCACAGCCUGUACUUCCGAGAAACCCAAGGUAG
This is a messenger RNA of Seminavis robusta, 1659 nucleotides long. The record is from the annotation of a GenBank genome assembly. NCBI's taxonomy places the organism in Eukaryota, Bacillariophyta, Bacillariophyceae, Naviculales, Naviculaceae.